This is a messenger RNA of Triticum dicoccoides, 1971 nucleotides long. RefSeq names its product putative B3 domain-containing protein Os08g0325100. Lineage: Eukaryota; Viridiplantae; Streptophyta; Magnoliopsida; Poales; Poaceae. Gene Ontology annotation, molecular function: DNA binding. The transcript is spliced from 6 exons. The record is from RefSeq and is a predicted model, not a curated record. The coding region runs from base 1 to 1971 and encodes 656 amino acids.
AUGUCGGGUGAGAAGAUGGGCUGCGAAAGAUGCAAGCGGAGGGAUGAGCUCGACUACUGCAAUCUGGAUGACCGGGAGAAGCAUUUCCUGAUGUUUAUGGUGGAUGGCUGUGGUCGUGAGAUGACCAUCCCAGAAGAUUUUCUGAAACGAUUCAGGGGUGAGAUCCCAAAAGAGAUCAAGCUAGAAGCACGAAAUGGUCAUAUUUACACUGUUGGAGUUGCCAAGUAUCCAGAUAAACUAGUCCUUAGAGCAGGAUGGGAGACUUUUGUCGAAACCUACGGUCUACAGAUCGACGACUCUGUGGUAUUUAGAUACAAUGGAAACUCUCAGUUCAAUGUCAUAGUGUUCGAUCGAUUUGGCCGUGAGAAAGCAUCAUCGGUUAUUGCAGACAGUACUCCUCUGUCUCCUUAUGUGCAGGAAAGGCACAUAGGCGCUCCUGAAACUUUGGUCCGUUCUCAUGGUCAUUCUCUGCCCCCUGGAAUGCAAUCUCCCACUGAAAAUGUGAAUAUUUCUCAAGGGCAUCCUCAGCUCAUGCGUGUGCAGCCGCAUACUGAUAACGUGAGCCGUUCUCAAGGGCAUGCUCAACAUGUGCAAAUGCAACUGCCUACCGACAAUAUGAGACGUUCCGAAGGGCAUCCUCAGCCCAUACAAAUGCAAUCGCCUAGUGCAAAUGUGGACCAUUUUGUUGAUGACAGUCGGCACAUGCAAAUGCAACCACCUACUGAGACUCUGAAUCGUUCUAAUUGCCAGCCCCAGUCUCUGCAAAUGCAGCUGACAUGUGCUGAGAGGCAGUCAAAUCUUCAGAGGAAUAAAUCAAAUCAGGGCAACAAGAGCGUGGCGAGUUCUUCAGGCACUCCCUCUCAGACUCUAGUUCUUUCAUACAGGGAUUCUUUGUGCUUGGAAGAUGAUACUAAUUUAUGUGAAACAUCUAGAUACACGCUUGGGUGGAACACCCGUCUAAAUCCAGCGCAGAAGAAGAAAGUUGACCAGAAGGUCGAACAUAUCCCAUCUGACAAUCCAACCUUUGUGGCCAUGAUGAGCAAGUGCAAUGUUACAGGAACUUUCACCCUAAGUGUGCCCAAACAAUAUGUCAAGCGACAUGUGGGAGAUACGGAGCGCAACAUAUGUCUUCAGUGCCUUGGCAAGAGGUGGGAAGUGCAAUUUGGUGGUAGGCCUGAAGAGAAAAGGAUUAUAUCUGGCUGGCGGAGGUUUGUAAAGGACAAUGAUGUUGAGAUGGGUGAUAUCUGCAUUUUUGAAUUGUUGAAGAAAUGUAAGACGUGCACGAUGGAAGUCCAUAUCAUCCAUACAAAGGAUAUUGAUACGCCUUCCAAAAUUUGUCAGCAAAGGCACAGAGAGGUUGUUAAAAUUAUGGAACAUUCUCAUUCUCUCCCCCAGCUUAAGGAAAUGCAACUGCGUAACGAAACAGUGGAAGAUGCUAUCGUUCAUCCCGAACCCAAGCAAAUACAGCCACCUUCGUUGGAAAGACGGAUACGACUUCAAAGGGACAAGUCUAGUCAGGGCAGCAAGAGAGAUUCCUUGUCAUCGGAAGAUACUGAUCAUGAAGAAGGUGCUUUGCCUGAUUGCAUCCUUGCACGUUUUACGCGCCUUACUACAGAUCAGAAGAAGGCAGUGAAGGAGAAGGUUCAAUUUACUGAUUCUGAAACUCCCAUCUUUGUUGCCAUGAUGCAACAAACCAAUGUUACUGGAAGAUACACUCUAAGCCUCUCAAAGAAAUAUAUUAACAAAUAUUUGGGAGACGAGGUGCGGAGCAUCUGCCUUGAGCGACUUGGCGAGAGGUGUCAAGUAUGGUUUGGACGCAGGCCUCAGGAUAAAAGGAUUAUAGGCGGAUGGACAAAGUUCGUGAAAGCCAAUGAGGUGGAGGUGGGAGAUAUCUGCCUCUUCGAGCUGCUGAAGCAUCGGAAAUUGUGUGCCAUGAAAGUUCAUAUCAUCCGCGCAAAGGACUUCAGUUGA